Molecule: messenger RNA, 1768 nt
Organism: Arachis duranensis
Lineage: Eukaryota; Viridiplantae; Streptophyta; Magnoliopsida; Fabales; Fabaceae
Product: protein DETOXIFICATION 16
Exons: 8
Coding region: 101-1567 (488 amino acids)
Biological process (GO): xenobiotic detoxification by transmembrane export across the plasma membrane
Cellular component (GO): membrane
Molecular function (GO): antiporter activity; xenobiotic transmembrane transporter activity
Source: RefSeq, a predicted model, not a curated record
AUUUUCCAACUAUAAAUUAAAUGUCUCUAAAAAUCAAAGAUUUUCUAUGAAAAUAAAUUGAGUUCACAAGUAACCAAUUCAUCAGACACAAGAAAGGGCAAUGGAGAGAGAAGAACACCAAAAGGCGUCUCUCCAUUCUCCUUUGAUUCAAGAUUGUGCAGAGCAGAACAAAGCAAAAUCAAUAGAAAAGAGUGAGGUAGUUGAAGAAGUGAAGAAGCAGCUAUGGCUAUCAGGGCCUUUGGUAUCUGUGAGCUUGCUCAAUUAUUGCCUGCAAGUCAUAUCUGUCAUGUUUGUUGGUCAUCUCGGCGAGUUGGCGCUUUCCGGCGCUUCAAUGGCCACUUCUUUUGCCUCUGUUACAGGUUUUAGCUUAUUGGUGGGAAUGGCUAGUGCCUUGGACACCUUAUGUGGGCAAUCAUAUGGAGCAAAACAGCACAGAAUGUUAGGCAUACACAUGCAGAGAGCAAUGCUGAUUCUCAUGAUUGUCAGCGUUCCGCUCGCGGUUAUUUGGAUCAACACAAGAUCAAUUCUGAUGUUUCUUGGCCAAGAUCCUGAGAUUUCUACAGAAGCAGGAAGCUAUGCUCAGUUAAUGGUUCCAAGCCUUUUUGCUUAUGGCCUUCUUCAGUGCCUAAACAGAUUCUUGCAAACACAGAACAUAGUGUUUCCAAUGGUGUUCUGCUCUGGAAUCACUACUUUGCUACAUGUCCUUAUUUGUUGGAUUAUGGUGUUCAAAUCUGGAUUGGGGAGUAGAGGAGCUGCCAUAGCAAAUUCUAUAUCUUAUUGGAUCAAUGUUUUAUUGCUCUCACUUUAUGUCAAGCUUUCUCCUUCUUGUGCAAGGACUUGGUCAGGGUUUUCUAAAGAGGCAUUUCAAAAUAUUCCCUCAUUUCUUAGGCUUGCAAUUCCUUCAGCUGUUAUGGUUUGCUUGGAAAUGUGGUCAUUUGAAAUGAUGGUUCUCCUUUCCGGUCUUCUUCCAAAUCCACAAUUGGAGACAUCAGUUCUUUCUAUUUGCUUGAAUACAGCAGCAGCAGUUUGGAUGAUACCCUUUGGACUCAGUGGAGCUGUAAGCACUCGCGUCUCGAAUGAACUUGGAGCUGGUAAUCCCAAGACUGCACGCUUAGCAGUGUGUGUUGUGUUAGUAAUGGCCAUUAUUGAGGGACUCAUAGUUGGAUUAGUGCUAAUAUUAAUUCGCCAUGUUUGGGGCUAUGCGUAUAGUAACGAAGGCGAAGUGGUCGAUUAUGUUGCAGUUAUGCUGCCAAUUCUUGCAACAUCCAACUUUCUUGAUGGACUCCAAUGUGUUCUUUCAGGCACUGCUAGAGGAUGUGGUUGGCAGAAAAUUGGCGCAUAUGUGAAUCUGGGAUCAUACUACUUAGUUGGGAUUCCAUCAGCUAUUCUCUUGGCUUUUACAUUUCAUAUUGGCGGCAAGGGGUUAUGGCUAGGGAUCAUAUGUGCACUAAUUGUUCAAGUACUUUCUCUACUGACCAUUACUAUAAGAACUGAUUGGGACCAAGAGGCAAAGAAGGCUACAGAUAGAGUCUUUGAUUCAAUCACACCAGACAGUAUAGUCUCAUGAAGCUGCAAUAAUGUCAUAUGCACGCACACUCUCUGUAGGUUCUAUUUUUUGGAAGAAAGCAAAGCAAACUUUGUCACCAUUCUUAGAAAAGAAAAUUCUAGCUUCACUAUGCAAUUAUAUAUGGUUGAGUUGGAAAAAGAUUCUCCAAACUGAAAGAUUAAUAAAAUAAUAAAAUAAAUUAUUAGAUUUUACUUUCUUAUA